Messenger RNA from Drosophila ananassae, 1154 nucleotides. RefSeq lists its product as uncharacterized. The record is from RefSeq and is a predicted model, not a curated record. Bases 144 to 1043 code for a protein of 299 amino acids. The transcript has a single exon. NCBI's taxonomy places the organism in Eukaryota, Metazoa, Arthropoda, Insecta, Diptera, Drosophilidae.
UAAUGCCAGCUCUGAAAAUCGUACAGUUCGUUGGAACUUUUCUUACAAUUAGGAUCGCAUUUGAUAUAAUAUUUUUUUAAACAAUUUUUAUCAAUUGCACAAAAUCAUAUUUAAAAAAUACAAAUAAAUUUAUUCCCAAAAAGAUGUCGAAACUGGGAGCUGUCUUGAUUGUGGGCUGCUUGUUUGUGGCCUUCGCCCUGGCAGAGCCACGCCUCCAGAGGCAACAACAACAACAGCUGCAGCAACGCCUUCAGCGUAAAAUCAAUUCCGCCGGACAGCAGCAUCCCUACUUGUUCCUCACAGUGCCCCGGGGACGUGCCAAUGCCGGUGCCGUGGUCAAAGGAUUCGAGAUUGUCGAGGAGGAGGACUCCCACGAACUGGAUCAUCUGGUCGAUAACGAUAACGAUGACGAUGACAACCAGGACGACGAUGACGAGGAGGAUGAGCUGGAACAUCAGUUGGGUUUGAAUUUCGGCCGCAACAACUUCGCUUUCCGUAAUCAGAAGAAGAAUCUGGACUCCCUGGAGGAGGAGGACGACGAUGAGGAUCUGGAUGAGGUGCAGGAGUCGUUCGUGAGGAACGCCAAGCCCCAGGUCGGCCAGGGUGCUCAGCAAAUGGUGGUGGCAAGGGAUCAGGCUGGUGCCAUCAUGGUGCCCGACGGCAUUAUCGAGAUCGAGGGACAGAGUGUCCUGGACGAGAAGACGGGCAAGGCGGCGCUUCUGGUGCCCCGUGCCGCUCUGGACGCCAUUCCCGACGGUGCUGUGGUGGCGCUGAUGGAGCGCUCUGCCAACUCGGCAGCUGCCGUUGCCGGCGAUGAGGUCGAGGAGGAGCGCGCCAACCGUGUCGUCGUCCGCCGCAGGAAGAACAGCGGCCGUCGCAACAUCCGCCGUCGCGGCACCAACGUCCAGCGACGUCGCCGUCGUCCCUCCUCCCAGCGUCGCCGUCGCGGCGGCAACCGUCGUCGCAACGUUCGCGUCGUCCGCCCCAACAACCGGAGGCGUGGCAAUCAGCGUCGCCGCGGCCAGGUCGUCUACCAGGGUUAAGGGUCACCAGCACCACAGUCCCCCCCCCCAGAUUCUAUAUAGUAUUAUAGUUAAGCACCAGCGAUCCAGGACACGAACUAUGCAAACUUUUGACAAACGAUUCGAAUUCAA